Molecule: messenger RNA, 1989 nt
Organism: Leopardus geoffroyi (Geoffroy's cat)
Lineage: Eukaryota; Metazoa; Chordata; Mammalia; Carnivora; Felidae
Gene: GPR89A
Product: G protein-coupled receptor 89A
Exons: 14
Coding region: 187-1554 (455 amino acids)
Biological process (GO): intracellular pH reduction
Cellular component (GO): Golgi cisterna membrane
Molecular function (GO): voltage-gated monoatomic anion channel activity
Source: RefSeq, a predicted model, not a curated record
GGGAAGCUCUGGAUAGAGCCACGGAUUGGCUGACUGGGGCGCAGCUUGAUGGCGUCGGGCUGGCGAGCUGCGGUCCCGCGGGUGGACCCGGGGCGAAGGCCGCCUGUGUGAGAGGGCCAGUGGCCCAAGCUCGCUGCGGACACGGGGAGGGGGAAUCGGGGGUACUAGUCCUCCCUACACUUCGCCAUGAGUUUCCUGAUCGACUCCAGUAUCAUGAUUACCUCCCAGAUACUUUUCUUUGGAUUUGGAUGGCUUUUCUUCAUGCGCCAACUGUUUAAGGACUAUGAAGUACGUCAAUAUGUGGUACAGGUGAUCUUCUCUGUGACUUUCGCAUUUUCGUGCACCAUGUUUGAGCUCAUCAUCUUUGAAAUCUUAAAAGUAUUGAAUAGCAGUUCCCGUUAUUUUCACUGGAAAAUGAACCUGUGCGUAAUCCUUCUGAUCCUGGUGUUCAUGGUGCCUUUUUACAUUGGCUAUUUUAUUGUGAGCAACAUCCGACUAUUGCAUAGGCAGCGACUGCUCUUCUCCUGUCUCCUGUGGUUGACCUUCAUGUACUUCUUCUGGAAACUAGGAGACCCAUUUCCCAUUCUCAGCCCGAAACAUGGGAUUUUGUCCAUAGAACAGCUCAUCAGCCGGGUAGGUGUGAUCGGUGUGACUCUCAUGGCUCUUCUUUCUGGAUUUGGUGCUGUCAACUGCCCAUACACGUACAUGUCCUACUUCCUCAGAAAUGUGACUGAUGCAGAUAUCCUCGCCCUGGAACGGCGACUGCUCCAAACCAUGGACAUGAUCAUCAGCAAAAAGAAAAGGAUGGCAAUGACACGGAGAACUAUGUUCCAGAAGGGGGAGGUGCAUAACAAACCAUCAGGAUUCUGGGGAAUGAUAAAAAGUGUUACCACUUCAGCACCAGGAAGUGAAAAUCUCACUCUUAUCCAACAGGAAGUGGACGCUUUGGAAGAACUAAGCAGGCAGCUUUUUCUGGAAACAGCUGAUCUGUAUGCUACCAAGGAGAGAAUAGAAUAUUCCAAAACAUUUAAGGGAAAAUACUUCAAUUUUCUGGGUUACUUUUUCUCUAUUUACUGUGUUUGGAAAAUUUUCAUGGCAACGAUUAAUAUCGUUUUUGACCGGGUUGGGAAAACUGAUCCUGUCACAAGAGGCAUUGAGAUCACUGUGAAUUAUCUGGGGAUCCAAUUUGAUGUGAAGUUCUGGUCUCAACACAUUUCCUUCAUUCUGGUUGGAAUCAUCAUCGUUACAUCUAUCCGAGGACUGCUGAUCACUCUUACCAAGUUCUUUUAUGCCAUCUCUAGCAGUAAGUCCUCCAACGUCAUUGUCCUGCUGUUAGCACAGAUAAUGGGCAUGUACUUUGUCUCCUCUGUGCUGCUGAUUCGAAUGAGCAUGCCUCUAGAAUAUCGUACCAUAAUCACCGAAGUCCUGGGGGAGCUACAGUUCAACUUCUAUCACCGUUGGUUUGAUGUGAUCUUCCUGGUCAGUGCUCUCUCCAGCAUACUGUUCCUCUAUUUGGCUCACAAACAGGCACCAGAGAAGCAUAUGGCACCUUGAACUCAUGCCUGUUAUAGACUGCUACAGGCCAGUAGCGUCAGAAUUUGGAUAUAAGAGAAAACAAUGGAGGGGACCAGGGCCUAAUAUUUUUUAAACAAUCAAAACACUGAGGUAGCAGAUUCUACCUCCAGCUUAUGCCUUCCUCCUCAGCUGAUACUGUGAUCAUGUAGCAUUAGCUAGAACAUGAGCGUGAAGUAAACUCAAGCUAGCCCUCAGCGGAGCGCAUCCCACAAGGGUUUGAGGCUGAUGCAGCAUGGCGGAAGAGGGGUGGAAAAGAGCCAAGAAACUAGUCUGGGAGAAUACACUGGAGCCCUAGGGUAAGGGGAAGUCUGAGGUAGCUGGGCCAAACACACAGGAUCUCUGUCAAGGCUCACACGGAGGAGGUUCUGGCUUUCCCUUAAGAUUGACAAUCAUUAAAAUCAGAUUGGAACCCUU